AUGACGUUCAAAAAGACGAAGGUCCUUCCCCGUGCGGUCGCAACCCCUCUAGAACCAAACGAGAACCAGCCACUGCUGCUUGACAACAGCAGUAUUCAGAAUCAUGUUGAAGACUUGAGGGCUCUGCAUCAAACGUCGAGUCGAGCAAAUCAACCGAUCUUAAAGGAGCCCGACGAAGCCACAUGGACCCCGCCUGCCGGCUUCAUGUGGAUGGAAAUCGCCAUCAUGACCAAUGUAUUCCUGUACGGCUUCGACGGUACAAUCACAGCGUCCACAUACGCCGUCAUCAGCUCCGAGUUUGGUGCCGCCAACAAGGCGUCGUGGCUCACCACGUCCUACCUCAUCACGUCGGCUGCCUUUCAGCCACUGUACGGCCCGACAAUCAUCAACUCGGAUCUCAUCCCCUUUCGGAAGCGCGGCAUGUAUCAGGCGAUGCAAAACGGCAUCGUGGGCUUUGGUGCGAUUGGCGGUGCUGCGUUUGGUGGCAGAAUUGCCGACACCAUCGGCUGGCGAUGGUGCUUCAUCGCGCAGGUGCCUUGUGCCAUGGUUGCCCUUGUAUUUGGCGCAAAAGUGCUCACCAAUCCGCCGGGCAUCGCCUCCUCUGUAAAUGACGGACUGGAUCUGGUCUGGAAGCGUGUAGACUUUCGCGGCGCAGUCUUGCUUGUCUCGGCCAUCUCUCUACAAUUGCUCGGACUGAGUCUUGGCGGCAACGAGCUGCCGUGGAGCAGCCCUUGGGUUAUUGGGCUCGUGGUCACCAGCUUUGUGUUGCUUGGCCUGUUCCUGCACGUAGAGGCAACGACAAGCGCUAUGCCAAUUGUCCCGUUGCGUCUCUUUAAAGGAACACUACCGGUCCUCGUCCAGACAGCCAAUCUGUUAGCUGGUGCGGCCGCCUAUGCUUACCUGUUCAUGUUACCUGUCUUCUUCCAGGCUGUUCUACUAGAGCCCGCUGCAAAGGCCGGCGCACGCCUUGCCAUUCCGUCGCUUGCUGGUCCUUUGGGCGGUCUCGUAGCUGGCGUUGUCAUGUCGCGCUGGGAAAGCUUGUGCCCCUCGUGCGCGUCGUACUUUGCCUACAUCUUUCCCGCCAACUUUGGCCAAGGCAUCAUCUAUCCAUCGAUUCUUUUCACCUCGCUGUCUUCCUUCGAGCACGCUGAUCACGCCGUUUCCGCUUCGACCGUCUAUCUAGUCCGAUCUCUUGGUACAGUGUGGGGGGUUUCGAUAACAUCAGCCAUCCUGCAGACGACUCUCAGCAUUCGCCUGCCGGAGGCUUUGGGUGAUGUUCCAAACAAAUGGAAAAUCAUCGAGGACAUCCGACACUCUGUAGAUGCGCUCCACAACCUUCCGCCCGAAAUUCGACUCAAGGUACAGCAUGUUUACUACGAUGGUAUCCGGUAUUGUUUUAUGGCUUCUGCGUCAGCUACUGCUUUAAUUUUCAUUGCGGCACUGCUGGCGAGCUCUACCGCUCUGCGCAAGACUCACUAA
Molecule: messenger RNA, 1479 nt
Organism: Beauveria bassiana ARSEF 2860
Lineage: Eukaryota; Fungi; Ascomycota; Sordariomycetes; Hypocreales; Cordycipitaceae
Product: major facilitator superfamily transporter
Exons: 6
Coding region: 1-1479 (492 amino acids)
Biological process (GO): transmembrane transport; basic amino acid transport
Cellular component (GO): fungal-type vacuole membrane
Molecular function (GO): basic amino acid transmembrane transporter activity
Source: RefSeq, a predicted model, not a curated record